Molecule: messenger RNA, 1528 nt
Organism: Hippocampus zosterae (dwarf seahorse)
Lineage: Eukaryota; Metazoa; Chordata; Actinopteri; Syngnathiformes; Syngnathidae
Product: zinc finger protein Gfi-1-like
Exons: 5
Coding region: 238-1392 (384 amino acids)
Cellular component (GO): nucleus
Source: RefSeq, a predicted model, not a curated record
CACAACAAAUAAAUAAAGCUUCGAUUGUGUGCGGGCCACUCACUCGGAUAGUGAGAGCGCCUGGGGGCUCAUCUUCCUCGUCGCCAUCCUCCUCUUCCUCAGCGUCACCUGCGCGCCGAACACCUGGCGGGCGACUCGCGUCCUCGCGCAUGCGCGUCGCGGCCUCAAGCUUGAAAGGGCAGCAAGCGAGCACAAGAUCGACAAGAGGAGAACGAAGAGAAGAGCCCAGAGACGAGGAUGCCUCGCUCCUUCCUGGUGAAGAGCAAGAGAGCUCACACGUAUCACCAGCCAAGAGCACUGCACGACUGCACAGGUCCUUGGAGUGAUGGCGGUGAGUUUCCUCCUCCAGAACCGCCCGGUACCACGUGGAGCGUUCCCACGGAGGAGGCUGCGGUGACCGCGGACACGUCGCCCCUCUCCUUGGGCUGCCUCGUCCCGAAAGCGGCUGAAUCUUCCCCCAAAACCCCGCUGAGCUGCGCGGGUAGCCCUUGCGCGCCCUCGCCGGAUUAUGAAGGCUUCUGGAGGCCCCCUUCCCCGUGUGCCUCACCGGAUUCCCUCAAAUCUUUCUCUCCUUUGGUGGACGACACGCCGGCUUUUUCUGUUCCCUUUCGGCCUUACGACUGGAGCGGAUAUCCUGCCUCCGCCGUUCACGGCCUCUAUCCCGGCCCGGCUCCAUCGGCGGUGCACGGCCUCUACGCGGAGCCCGGCGCGCGCGUGCUGCACCACUCGUCUGCCUACGCGCAGCAGGCGCUGCGGACGUACGGCCGCCACACUGCCGGCUCGCUUCUCUUCCACGACGGGGGGCCCCUACGCUCCCACCACCUCGAGGCCCACCGGGAGGGCCCGCCGGAUGUUCUGUGCGCCAGUCUGGUGCUCAACGGCGCCUACAAGUGUGUCAAGUGCAGCAAGGUCUUCUCCACGCCGCACGGGCUGGAAGUGCACGUCCGCAGGUCCCACAGCGGCACCAGGCCCUUCGCGUGUCCCGUCUGCAGCAAAACCUUUGGUCACGCAGUCAGUCUGGAGCAGCACAAGGCCGUGCACUCGCAGGAGAGAAGCUUUGACUGCAAGAUCUGCGGCAAGAGCUUCAAGCGCUCGUCCACACUGUCCACGCACCUCCUGAUCCACUCGGACACGCGUCCUUACGCCUGCCAGUACUGCGGCAAGCGCUUCCACCAGAAGUCGGACAUGAAGAAGCACACUUUCAUCCACACGGGGGAGAAGCCGCACAAGUGCCAAGUGUGCGGUAAAGCCUUCAGCCAGAGCUCCAACCUCAUCACGCACAGCCGCAAACACAGCGGCUACAAACCCUUCGCCUGCCACCUGUGCAGCAAAGGAUUCCAGAGGAAAGUCGACCUGCGCAGGCACAAGGACACGCAGCACGGGAUCAAGUGACAGGGAAGUACUCACGGACGUUUUGCAACCUUCGCCUGUCUUCAGUCGUGGGACAAAAUACGGCCAUGUGGCGUAUAGUUGUCUGUUACAGCAAAUAUCAAUUUUGUGGCUAUCCGAAGGACGACAACCCGGGAGA